GAUUCAGAAUACACCAUAUUCAUAGACAUGGCAUGCUUGGUUCAAUAGCUAUUGACGAGAGAAAAUCUAAUGUCCCGAAUAUCCAAAACAAAACCAAUUUGACCUUGGUCGUGUAGUUUUGUUGUACAGGCUAGGGUAUGGUUUUCGGUGCGCAGCUGGUGACGUCCAGAAGAGGAGUGUUAUUUAUGUGGCGACCCCCACGUGCUGAAGGAUGGUGAUGAUUAAAGUACAGUUAACAACAGAAUAGCGGCUUUGCCUGGCUGCAGCGAUACCGCGGCCUCCAAACCGUUUCCAUAUUGGGCUCAAUAUAAUUUGCCAAAGGAAGAAGUUGUGGGCGGAACAGCAGCGCGUUAAUUUCAUGGUUUUAUUUUUCCCUCUCCUGAUGGAUGAACAAUGGAGAGUCCGUCAACAGAAAUUUCUGGUGAACCUCCUCUUCGCCCCUGCGUUAGAUCAUUGUUGUUGAUGCUGUUGUUGUGUAGGAGGCAGGGGCGGACCUGAUAUUUUAGGAUUUCUCCUAGAAAAGACCGAGAACAUCGGGUGGUCACUCGCGUUUUUCAUACUCUCUUAGUUCUGUAAGCAGCUGAUGCUGGUUUUGCUGUCUAUCAUCCACCCGCUGAUAUUAUGGUGAAAUUCCCAUCUCUAACCCCCUACUUCCCGCUCAUCCGAUUCCUGGUUCCUCUCGCUAUCACGAACAUAGCCAUCGACCUCGGUGAACAGGCUCUGAACAGGGGUAUUGCAGCGGUCAAAGAGGAUGCGGUUGAGAUGCUGGCAAGCUACGGCUUGGCCUAUUCCCUAAUGAAGUUCUUCACAGGGCCUAUGAGUGACUUCAAGAACGUGGGCCUGGUGUUUGUCAACAGCAAACGCGACCGCUCCAAAGCCGUGCUGUGCAUGGUCACCGCCGGGAUGAUAGCGCUCAUCUUUCACGUUCUCAUCGCCUACACAGAAUUGGGCUACUACAUCAUCAAUAAGCUCCAUCAUGUGGACGAUUCUGUCGGAAACAAGACCAGGCGGGCUUUCCUCUACUUGGCAGUGUUCCCGCUACUCGAUGCCAUGGCCUGGACACAUGCCGGUAUUCUACUGAAGCACAAACACAGCCUAUUAGUGGGCUGUGCCUCCGUCUCUGAUGUCAUAGCUCAGAUUGUCUUUGUGGCCAUCUUGCUUCACAGUCAUUUGGAGUGUCUGGAGCCUAUGUUGAUCCCCAUCUUGUCCCUCUACAUGGGGGCCCUGGUGCGCUUCACUAUUGUAGGACUGGGUUACUACCGCAACAUCCAUGACAACAUCCCAGAGUCCAGCGGGCCUGAAGUGGGGGGUGACGCUACCAUCAAGAAGAUGCUGAGUUUCUGGUGGCCCCUGGCCCUGAUCCUGGCCAUGCAGAGAAUCAGCAGGCCUAUCGUCAACCUCUUUGUCUCCCGGGACCUCAAGGGAAGCUCGGCUGCCACCGAGGCGGUAGCAGUACUGACUGCAAGCUAUCCUGUGGGUCACAUGCCGUACGGCUGGCUGACAGAACUACGUACGGUCUACCCCGCCUUCGACAAGAACAACCCCAGUAACAAACUGACCAACAUCAAUACCACAAUCUCCAAAUCCCACAUCAAAAAGUUCACAUUUGUCUGCGUUGCACUUUCUAUUACGCUAUGCUUUUUGGUGUUCUGGACGCCUCACAUCUCGGAGAGGAUCCUAGUAGACAUCAUUGGUGUGGACCAUGCCUUCGCAGAGCUCUGUGUCCCUCCACUGCUAAUCUUCUCCUUCUUCCCUGUUCCAGUGACCAUCCGGGCUCACCUGACAGGCUGGCUCAUGACUUUGAAGAAGACCUUCGUCCUUGCUCCCAGCUCUGUCCUGCGCAUCAUCGUACUGAUCACCAGUCUCAUUGUACUCCCUUACAUGGGGGUGCAUGGAGCCAGUCUGGGAGUUGGGUCUCUCCUUGCCGGAUUCCUUGGAGAGUCGAUAAUGGUGGCAGUAGCUGCCUGCUAUGUCUAUCGAAAACAGAAAAAAAAGAAAGACACAGAAGUUGAAGAGGUGGGGGAAGGGGAAGAAGACUCAGCACCAAUGAAUGAUGUGCGGCCCCGGCGACGAAUGGACGAUAUCGUGGAGGAAGAUGAGUGAGCCACGGAUACUGAAGGACUCUUGAAGGACAUGCUGGGGGAUAGUACAAGGGAGUUCCCUUGUUUUACUGGGGCAGUUUUUCAAUCAUUUUUGGCAGCCUGUUGAUACCCCCCCCCCUUUAACCUUACACAGUUUGAGGUUUGGAGAGUAUCUAAACAACACUCCUUUGUUUCAUCUGAUUGCUACCAAGCCAGCGAAGCAUGGUAAAGAUGCUAACUUGUACCAAAGCAAAUGUUGCUCAUUUAACUCCAUAUGUUCGCCAAACUUUUCUGUGCUGCCGUCCUCUACUUUUAUGAGCUAUUAUGAGGAAACACACAAUUUUACUGUACUGUACAACUUCAACCGCUUGGAAAACAUAUAUUUUGUUUUACUUUGAAUGUACAAGAUAAAUCAUGUAGAAUAAGUAAUGAUGCUGAGGUAGGUCUUUGUGUUGUGACCUUUUAACUUUAUUUAUUUUGGCUGUACACCAGUUGGGGAACAGUUUAUGGUUCCCAAUAAUAAACAAUAAAAUAACAAAUAUGAUAUAUUAACCACAGAUUUCUAUCAAAGUUGAGAAUGAAAAAGGGAGUUUUAAAUAGUUUCCUGGUGUGCGAGUGAUGGUUUGGUGCCAUUAUAAAACAUUUAUAUUAUAAUGUUGUUGAUAUACAGAAAUUGACGAUGUUUUCUUACAAGUGAUGUUAACUGAAGUUGGGGGGGGGGGGGGGGUUGACUGGACAACAGUUGUUUCUUGUUUUUAUAUCAUGUCUGUUGUAGUAUUCUGUUUAAUUUCGAUCUCAGGAUGUAACUCCAUGAUACAUACCGUGUGGUGGUGUCGUUGUUGAUCUCCCCCCACACCCAUUCUGUAUUAUGAACUCUCCAUUGCCGAUGAUGCACAAGUAUUUAAAAGUGUCUGAAGCUUCUGUACGUUUUCUAUAGAUUGUAGUGAAUAGCGAAGUCUUACCAACUCAUGAGGCCUUUUGUAUUUAAAAUAUGACCGCUAAAGCCCUGUCCAGUGUAACAAGAGCAAAUAUGACUUCUCUUAUUAUUGUCUAUCAAAGGGACAGUUCUAUUCUACAAUGAUUAAAGGGUGAUUCCGUCGUUUAA
Molecule: messenger RNA, 3186 nt
Organism: Oncorhynchus kisutch (coho salmon)
Lineage: Eukaryota; Metazoa; Chordata; Actinopteri; Salmoniformes; Salmonidae
Gene: ankhb
Product: ANKH inorganic pyrophosphate transport regulator b
Exons: 12
Coding region: 622-2103 (493 amino acids)
Biological process (GO): phosphate ion transmembrane transport
Cellular component (GO): plasma membrane
Molecular function (GO): phosphate transmembrane transporter activity
Source: RefSeq, a predicted model, not a curated record